Caenorhabditis auriculariae is the source of this 2928-nucleotide messenger RNA. The record is from the annotation of a GenBank genome assembly. Lineage: Eukaryota; Metazoa; Nematoda; Chromadorea; Rhabditida; Rhabditidae.
AUGAUUCUCCGACGUUACGUUUAUGUCACCAAUGGUAAGAGUAAAUUUUAACUUUUUUUGUUGUAAGCUGGUUUCUUUCGAAAAAAAAUUAUACACUUCGUUUCAGCGAAUGGUGCUAACGGUCGUGCUAGCGUAGUCGAAGAACAAUCAGGUGAACUUUCUGAUCAUUGUGGUUUUACUCUAUUUCGGUUUCAGGAAACGAAACGAACACGGCUGAAGAACAGCCGGGCCCUUCAAGGCGUCGAAUCCCGCGCUGUUAGUUUCUUUUUUGGGUUGGGAUAUAUUUAAGAAGACAAAAUUUUGUUCGUUCUGUUAAUUAUUCUGUUUUCCAGCUAUUUCGCCGCCACCUCAACUGAGUAGAAUGGUUCCAAGGUUUUUUUCACUCGAUGAUUAGAGUUUAUUCGACUUCUUUGUUCAGGGAAUCUGAUGAAGCCCCGGUUGCGAAAAAACGCGCCGUUGAUCUGCCAGAAGAGCCUUCUUCGGGUUAGUUAUCUUUUGAACAAGUGUAUCUAUAUAUUAAAACUAGAAUUUUAGUUUAUUUCUGCUGAAUUAUUGACUUUGGUCAUAAAAACUUUCAUUUGUAGGCGAACCCGUCCAUCAUCUCAAACGCCGCGUCAUGGUCCCGAAAUUUUUAGCGGUUCCGCCUGCGGAACCUCAAGUUUUGGGUAUGUUCUUCCGGGUCACUUACUCCAUUCACUGUGAGCUUGGGACAAUUUUAUUAAAAAACAUUUUUCACUUAUUCUUUCAUUAUUUUGUGAAGGAUUCGUUCAAAUAUUAUCUCAAAUUAGGAAUGAAAUCUCUUUUUGACCUCUUGCAUUUUCAGAAAGCCCCCCACUAGAAAGUUCGAUAAUCGCGCAUUUGGACAGCACCUCAUACGCCAAAUUGCGAGACAAGUGAGUCAAUCUUGUACUGCUCAAAGAAGGUUUCCUUUUCCAGAAAACCUUACUACGUCCCGCUUGAGAAACUUAUGGAGGAGUACGGUAUACCUGAGCAGUUUUUGUACGAAAGUGCGAACAAAGAGCGUUCGUUUUUGUGUUUUGAUACCGUAGUUUUCAUUUUAAAGUUCUCCUUUUCAACUUUUUUACGCUUUUUUUCUACAUAGAACCGCUUUGAUUUGAAGGGUCAUCAUCAUCGAGAUAGGUAGUAAAAUUUUCUACUCUCGUGAUUUUUUGUCUUAAUUUUCUGUAUUUUCGGGCGAAAAGGAAUGAAUCUGGUCGCAGAAACUUGAUGAACUCGAGUUUCAGAUUAGGAGCCUGACCUUGAUUUUUUUGUAUAUAAAUGAUAGGAGAAAGCUAUUAAAAAGGAAAAAUAAUUCUUGAACUUUCCGGUGAUAAUUUCCUUUAUUCAAAAAAUAUUUCUGAAACAAAAACUUAUAACGGUUUUCAAAAAAAAAAAAACUGUCAUAUUUUAUUAAAAUGUAGAGUAUGGGAAAGACAGGGAAAAUGGAAUUGGUCUUCAACCUUUAUUUUAAUUCUUCUCUUCAAUCUAAACUUUUCGAAAGUUGACAAUAUUUCAGAUAUCGUGGACGCUCUCAAACAAAUUCAGUUCUUGAGGGGGGAGAACAAAUUCUUGGAGACGCAAAUUAUGCUCGAGAAUCGAGAGUGGGUUCCUUUUUCUUAAUUCAGAAGUUUCAUCUUCGAUGGUGCGAAUUUUCAGCUUUUUUCAUAUCUAUGGGAAACUAUCUCAUCUUUUCUUCUAUUUUUUUCUUUUUUUUUACUUUCUUUUUUUCUCGUCAUUUACUUGCUUUUUUGUGUUUCUAGUAUCACCUCAAUGUAAAAAUCGCAUGAGGAAGUUGUCGAUCAAAAAAAAUUUUUUACGAAAGUUCCCUAGCGAUAUAUGUAAAAAAAAGCGGCUGUUUGAAGUUUUGCUAAUUUUAAUUUGCACCAUUGAUUUUUUGCAGAUCAGUUUUUCAUACUUUUCAUAUUUUCUUCCCCGUUUCUUCGAUGUUUCAAAGUAUUUUUCUUGCAGGCUCCGAUUUAAGCGCGAGACGGUCGAAGAGCUGCGUGAUGAUUACAAGAGGAUCCAGCUUGACAAAAACGAUAUCGUGGCCAAAACGCGCAGUUUGGCUGAUGAAAUCCGAGAAUUGAGACCCGGUUUGUUUCCAGGAAAAUUAUAGUUUCGCUCAUUACAAUCGAUUCCCGCCGUUGCCAGGAAACGCGGUGUUUUGGUGACAAAAUGGAUGUUUCCCUUGUGUCAGGAGUUCAUACGAAACGUAUUUUAUGAGUUGGCGAAAGUGCAAAAUAGGGGUUUUCUAAUCGAAGAUUUUGUUGCGAUUUGCAACUUGCGAGGAAAAAUGAUUAAACAAUUAUGACCCAUAAAAAAGAGGCAAUAAAUGAAUGCAAAAAAAUUUAGAUGAACAACAAAGGAAAGCAAAUCGAUAAAAUUCAAAUCUUAGUUUUUAGCAUAGUUAAUAAAGUUUUUGGGUGAUUUUAUGUGAAAAAAAUUUAAAGCUUCAAUUUUCGAAAGCUAGUAUCAAAACUUUUUUAUGAAAAAUUAUCGUUCAUUUUUUUCUUCCGAAUUAAAGUUCAGGAAGUAAUUUAUUUUCAGAACUAAUUUUCAAAUAGUUUAAAUGUUCACAAAGAUCAUUUAUCACUCUCAGGGAAUAUAUUUUACAUCUUGCUUCAAAGAGUUUUUUCCCCUACUCCCCUUUGAUUUCUAGGGUUUUCAGAUUUGGCCGAGAUGACCCUUGAGGACUUCCUCAACGGCGUCCAGCCACAACAGCCUCUGCCCUCUACGAGUCGCAAACCUCCUGCGAAUCCAUCGCAGCCGGCGACAAAGUCGUCGCUCGCCACCAAGUCGCCGCUUCCCCCGAAAGCCUCGGAAAAGAAAGUUCCGCGAAUCAGACAGCCCGUCUUCGAGAUCCGUCCUCGUCGCAGCGGCAGAAAGAUCACUGCCACUCCCAAGGCGGCUGCCAACCGCAAGAAGUGA